UGGAAGUAAAUAGAGAAGUGGGGCUUCACUUCACGACAUGAAUCCAUAAGGCCAAAGCAGAUCUUCUUGUUCUCUCUUUCUCUUCCCAAGCUCUUAUUCCCUUCGCAAGAGAUGGAACUAGCCUUGUGUCUAGGUGACAAUACUAACAAGUUCUCUUUCAUGGAGAAGCCCUCGAAGACUAAUAAUAACCCCUCUGCCUCAUCGACCUCAACUUCCGACAAGGAUCUUGGGUUCAACAUGGGUUUAGAUGUACUUGGUUUUGGUGGUCACAGAUCGUUGUCAUCCUCAUCGUCUCCGUCGGCAGAAGAUGAGAAGAAGAAAAAUAAGAGGAAACCAACGCCGAAAGCAAAUGAUUCUGAUGGAUUUAGGGUUUCGUCUUCCGUAGAUCCGUCACUACAGCUUCAGCUUCACUUCCCUUGGCUCCCUGAGAAUAGUCGGCGAGGAGGAAGGAUGCUCUCAGGAGCAGCUACGGUGCCUGAGGAGGAAGAGGAGGCAGCGCUUAGUAUGUCAGUGUCCCCGCCUGAUAGCGUAACGUCGUCGUUUCGGUUGGACUUUGGGAUUAAAAGUUAUGGUUAUGAGAGAAGAAAUAAUAAGAGAGAUAUCGAAAACGAUGAGGUUGAGAGAUCUACUUCAAGAGCCAGCAACGAAGACAACGAUGACGACAACGGAGCCACCAGGAAGAAACUAAGGCUCUCUAAAGACCAAUCUGCUUUUCUUGAAGAUAGCUUCAAAGAACACAGCACCCUUAAUCCUAAGCAAAAGAUUGCGUUGGCAAAGCAGUUGAAUCUUCGACCUCGUCAGGUUGAAGUUUGGUUUCAAAACAGACGAGCCAGGACAAAGCUGAAGCAAACGGAAGUGGACUGUGAAUACCUAAAGAGAUGCUGUGAGUCACUAACCGAAGAAAACCGGAGGCUUCAAAAAGAGGUUAAAGAAUUGAGGGCCUUGAAGACUUCUUCUCCUUUCUGCAUGCAGCUUCCAGCCACCACUCUCACUAUGUGCCCUUCCUGCGAACGCGUUGCUACCUCAGUUUCACAACCCUCCACGUCAGCUGCACACAACAUCGACUUGUCCAAGUCAUCAUUUCACAGUCCUUUGAUUCCGGUUAAGCCUGGGACGGGAAAACAAGUUUCAUGAAAGCACGUGCGGAAUAAAUGGUUACAGUUUGAGCAAUGGCUGAGUGGUUUAAAUUGGGUCUUCAACUGUGUAUAUAUUAAGAUUUAUUUUCCAUAGUAGUUGAGACCGUCUCCUAUUUUGAAAGACGUCUAGAAGAAUGAUUACCGGUUAGUGUUUGGUUUUCUUUUGGAUUUUUUUUUUCGGCAUUGUUUUCGUUUGGUAGGACCGGUUAAAGCAGAUAGAAGAAAAUGGUUUGACAUGUUUAUUGAGUGAAAGAGAACAAAAAAAAAUUAUAUGCUUUGAUCUAUUAAUACUUUGUAAA
Raphanus sativus (radish) is the source of this 1435-nucleotide messenger RNA. RefSeq names its product homeobox-leucine zipper protein HAT14. The coding region runs from base 112 to 1134 and encodes 340 amino acids. The transcript has 4 exons. Gene Ontology annotation, biological process: regulation of DNA-templated transcription. Lineage: Eukaryota; Viridiplantae; Streptophyta; Magnoliopsida; Brassicales; Brassicaceae. The record is from RefSeq and is a predicted model, not a curated record. Gene Ontology annotation, molecular function: sequence-specific DNA binding; DNA-binding transcription factor activity, RNA polymerase II-specific.